This is a messenger RNA of Spirodela intermedia, 2714 nucleotides long. The record is from the annotation of a GenBank genome assembly. Lineage: Eukaryota; Viridiplantae; Streptophyta; Magnoliopsida; Alismatales; Araceae.
AUGGCGGGGUCGGAGUUGGACGAGAUGACCGAGUCGGGGGCCUUCAACAGGACUCCGUCGACCUUCAGGAACUUCAUCUCGCGGGACGAGGAAUCGCCUUUCCCUGCAGAGGCCGGACGGUACCAUCUGUAUGUAUCCUACGCGUGCCCUUGGGCAUCUAGGUGCCUUGCAUUCUUGAAGAUCAAGGGACUCGGAGACGCAAUCAGCUACACAGUACGCCGCAUGAUCAAACUUAUCUCUGGCAGUAUUUCAAACUCUAGGAAAUCUUUUGAUCUCUGCAUCGGCAUAUAGGGCCUUUCGAUCUGCCAAAUCAGUCUUGUGGGCAACUGCAUAGGUAGCAUUUAGUUGUGUCUUCUGUAGGGUUGACGAUCAAGUGAGACAUAACUUGAAAGAGUUUAAGAUCUUUGUAGCCGCGUUGAUUCCUAUUAAUUCGUUUGAUAACUUGUUUUGAACCAUAUAUAGAUAAACGUAUUUAAUCAUGAGUUAUCUUCGAAAAUUGUGAUGCAGCAUAAUUUUGAAGAACUGAUGAUCUGAUCACGUUUCAGCUUAGUAUGUAUAUUUUAGAAGUUAAAUCGUAACCUUGAAUUCAUAUGAAACUUGAUUUUGUUGAAAACUCUUUGCCAUGAAUUAAUAGAACAGAGAGAUUUCACCCCUUGAGUUCACAAGGAGUUGAUCUUGAGUCCACAUGAUCAGAAAAAUGAUUUCUUGACUCCACAGAAUAUUAGAAUCUACUAGCAAAGAUAUAAAAUAAAUUGAUAAAAACAUGAAUUAUCUCUAGGACUAUAAGGGAAUGACUAUUUAUUAGUUGAAAAUGAGUUAUAACUAACCUAAAAAAUGGGAAAAUAGUUAAAACAGCCCUUAAAAAUAAGAAGGUUUUGGUAGAACACUCUUAAUAAUUUGAUAAUAAUAUUUGAAAUUCAAAUUUUAAAAAUAAAAUGUGAAAAUAAAAAGAAACAUGAGAAUUGAGAUUUUAGCAUUUAACAUGAGUCUAAAUCUCUAAUUAGGGUAUCUUGAACUAAAUUAGGCUGAAUUAUAUCUUCACAUAUCAUGGGCCACUAAUCCACUUAAAUUGAGUUGAUAUUGGGCUAUUCCAUCUGAGCUGACCUGAAAAUAUGCUUGUAUUAUAAUUGACUAGGAAAUCAAAUUGUGAGUCACUUUGAUGCCUUUAAAUAUCUAUUAUUAGCCACUUGAGUGAAAACCAUUUCAUCUAUCAUUUGACAAUAGUUUUUAGGUUACAUAAAAUUGUCAUGACUAGAAAGGAUGUCGUGUUGCUUCAGAGCCUAGUAGGGUUUGAGAGCCUUCUUUUGAUAGAUUUCCCUCCAGCUCACCAAGUCAACGCCAUCAUCAAUCUGCUCUCAUCUCAUCUGCCAAGUUUAGCAUAUAACAUGGCAGUUUAACCAAGGUCCACGCAUUCAUGUCUUCUAUUUUGUUUCCCAUAGUCUGUCAAACCGAUAUGGGGAAGAACAAAGGAGAGCGAUGAACAUUUUGGCUGGCUGUUCCCCAGUUCUAGUACUGAAGAGCCAGGAGCUGAGCCUGACCCACUCAAUGGAGCGAAGAGCAUCAGAGAGCUCUACGAGCUCGCCAGUUCAAACUAUUCCGGCAAGUACACAGUUCCUGUAAGAACAAGAUCCCCCUUUAUGUAAAGCCUCUGACUUCAUGAUUCAAGGCCUGCUGAUCGGCCUCGAUUGAUGGCAGGUCCUGUGGGACAAGAAGAACAAGACGAUCGUCAGCAAUGAAAGCGGCGAGAUAAUCCGGAUGCUGAACACCGAAUUCAAUGGUAUUGCGAAGAAUGCGGCCUUGGACUUAUACCCAGCGCACCUGCGUGCCCAAAUUGACGAGGUCAACGAGUGGGUGUACGACGGAAUAAACAACGGCGUGUACCGGUGCGGGUUCGCCAAGAAGCAAGGCCCAUAUGAUGAGGUAAUUGCAAAUAAUAUGGUACAUAAAAUGUGAUUAUAUUCUGUCUGGGUCGCGAAGAAAUUCUGUGAUAUUUGCAUGAUAUUAGCUUCGUUCUCGUUGACUUGAUGCCUCUCUUAGUUUCUUCUUAUUUUUGUGCGCAUGUAAUGAUCUACGUAGGCUGUAAAGAAGCUGUACGAAGCAAUGGACCGAUGUGAGGAAAUUCUCAGCAAGCAGAGAUACAUCUGUGGCGAUGCGUUGACUGAGGCUGACAUUCGUCUGUUCGUCACGCUCAUAAGGUUUGACGAGGUGGGAUGCUUCCCCCCCUUUUACUUUUGGAAGAUAUUAUGUUCAACGGUGACCUAAAGUUGACCGACUUUAUAUGACAAGUUACCCAUCAAAUUCGGAUCAGAUUCUCUCUCUCUCUCUCUCUCGGUUAUCUCACCCAUCAGAUUAUGUGUGUAUUUAUAUACUAAAAUGGGGAAGAUUAUGGUUUCCUGGGUAAUAUUUUAUUUUCGAAAGAAGUAAAAAAAAAAAGGGUAAGUAGGAAAUUUGAUGGUUGACCGGGUUCGUUGCUUGAGCAGGUAUAUGCCGUCCACUUCAAGUGCAACAAGAAGCUGCUGAGAGAGUACCCGAAUAUCUUCAAUUACACCAAGGAGAUCUAUCAGAUCCCGGGCAUGAGCAGCACGGUCCACAUGCAGCACAUCAAGAGGCAUUAUUACGGCAGCCAUCCUUCCAUCAAUCCCUUCGGGAUCAUCCCUGUGGGUCCAGGCGUUGACUUCUCCUCCCCACAUGGUCGGGAUAGAUUCGGCCCUUAA